This is a messenger RNA of Symbiodinium sp. CCMP2592, 780 nucleotides long. Lineage: Eukaryota; Dinophyceae; Suessiales; Symbiodiniaceae. The record is from the annotation of a GenBank genome assembly.
AUGUUCCAGAAGGAGGUGGAAGCAAGGACCCUUUCAUGCCGAGCAGCUGGGUGCCAAAGCUUGCGUCAAAGGCCAAGAACGGAGACCUUGAGACCGAGAGCCCCAAGAAGGAAGAAGAUACGAUCUCAGAGGCUGUCCAAGAAACGGUGCCUUCCCCGCACGGCGAGACAAGCGUCCGCCCAGCCUUUCCGACCCUCACUGAACUGCGAUCUCAGGUUGACGGGCGGCUUCUUCAUGCUGCCGGUCGGAAUCACUGGCAGGCCUCAGAUCUGUGAUGUACCCCGGAAGGUGCUGGAGGAAAACAUCAAGCUCUCCAGGGAACUCAGGAUGGCCCGGGCGGAGCUCGAACUUGGCGAGAUGCGAGAAUGCUGGCAGGAGGAGGUUGAGUUCUGGAAGAGGGAAGUCAUGAACCUGGAGGCAGAGAUACAAGAACAGAGAAAUAAGCGAGAAGAGGCCACGGAAUCGACGAGCUCCAGAAAGGCGGCUGAAGUGCCGAGUGAAGUUCGCAGUGAGGUUGUUGCUCUUUCCAGGGCAGAGCGGGAGCUAGCAGAGCUUGCACGAGAGCAGGCGCGUUGUGAAGCUGCUGCGAAAGAGGUCGAAGGGCGCAACGCCACCCUCCGGCGAAGCUUGAAGCAGAGUGGGCUGGAACGAGGUGGUGCAGCACGCCUUUUCGUCAACGCCUUGCCCGCCCUGGAUGCACAAGCUGUGGAGGUCGCCAGAACGGCUCUGAACGCACACAUGCAAAAGAUGAAGUUGCAGAGCCAACCUGCGAAUUCUUGA